CCACCUCAGUACACUUUAGGCCACAGCUGUCCUCUGCACCUUUCGAACAACGGCGCGCUCGGGAGCAUCCUCAAAGCCGCGCAUCCGAGUCAGUCCGCGUAAAGACCUAAAGACGCUUUGGGGGGACGACGGCGAUAGCGCGAACGCUUCCGCACUAUAUCACUACAUCAUGCACAGUUGAGCGUUGGGUGUCUGACGCCUUCGACUUGCACUCCCUGCCCUCCGCCUGCUGCCCACCUGCGCUGGGCCUUCCACUCCUUUGACCCCUCGGCGCAGCCAUGGCUUCCGGACUGCGCUCCCACACGGAGCACUGCCGGCCGGGCGACCUGCUUGUCGUCGUGCACGAGUUUAUUGCCCGUAGCCCCGACGAGCUUAGUCUGAGGCGGGGGGAUCGCAUUGAGCUGAUCGAGCGCGAUGAUGACUUCGGCGAUGGCUGGUUCCUGGGAAAGAACACAGAGAGCGGGGAGAACGGGCUGUUCCCUGAAGUCUACACGCGACCGGCGCCAGCACCCACCACAACAAACCUCCCCGUACACUCGCGCGAUCCCUCGAACAUCUCACAGCAAACACCCAGCCAGCUGCCCGGCACUGCGACCUCUCAGCCGCCGUCGACCCAGCCAAUGAGCGCGCCUCAGUCGCCAGCCCUGGGCCAGGGCCCAACAGAGCCCCUGAACGUUGCGAACUCGACCACCGGCGCCGAGAUCGCGCGCAGGACAUCGCUGAACGCGGCACCCAGGAGUAUCAGCAUGACGCUGAACGGUGAAGAGCACCAGGAUGAGGUCAGCAUUGGGAGCCCGGUCAUGCAUGAGACACUGAGCGUCAUCGACGAGCACAUCACCGAUAUGAGCACGCCCCGCCAUAGCGCCGCCGUCGUCCAGCGAGACCUGAAGGCCAACAUGAACAACGACUCCGGCAGCGAGUACAGCAGCCACCACCGCCUGUCCUACAUCAAUGGCCAGGAAACGGAAGACGAGGAGCAGGACUACCACACGGACGAGGAGGUCAAGACAUGGUCGCCAGCGCGCGUGGCCGAGUAUCUGGAGGAUGUGGGCGUGGAGAAGAAGCACUGCGACGUGUUCAGGGACCAGGACAUUGACGGCGAAGCGCUGCUCGGCGUGGAUCGCAACUUCAUCUUCAUGAAGGAAUUCGACUUGGGCCCAAUGGGCCCUCGACUGCGCACAUGGAUGAAAAUCAAUGCCCUGCAACAGGAGGUCAGGAACGCGAAGGAGGCUGCCAAGGCAUUGACGCCCCUCGACAGUUUGGAAGACUUUGCGCCAAUGGGGGAAACGACCACACGGAACAGAGCUUCGUCGCUCGGUGCAGGCAUGCUUCCUCGGAUACCCACACUGAGGGAGAGCAUGGGCUCACGUGGCAGCUCCAGCCGCCAGAACAUUCCCCGCGCGAUGUCUUCAGCAGGGCGCUCCACGAGCUCCACGAUUGAGCCGACAUCACCACUGAUUCAGGCAACCCCGACCUCUCCACCUCUCGGCAGUCGACCUUCUGCUGCUUCUGUACGUAGUCUCAACCACAACAGACGGCAUUCUUCGAUCGAUUACAACAUGAACCCGCCGGUACCUGGCAGUGUCAAGCCUGCGUCAACUGCCCCUGUAGCGUCAGCGCACAGGAAGGCUCCAUCGUUUGACCGCAAUUGGACUAUGGGUUCGCCGCAGAAGACCUCGCACGAUUUGCAACGCCCUGCCUCUUCGAAUCAUAUGCACGCCUUGAGUACUAACGGGACGGCUUUCGACUCCAAAGAAGCAGGACUAAACGCUGCGAGUGACCUGGACAGGGGCUACUUCUCAGGCGGCGAGGUCGACAAUCGCAAGAGCCGUAAUGUGCUUCGGAAAAGAGACAGUGACAACACUGCUCGCAACCCUAGCAUUAGCACAUCGUACAGCCGCCGGCACAGCAGGAUUGGCAGUGCUGACUCGGUUAUGAGACAAGGUGCUGUGUCUCCUGCAGCUAAGCAGUACUACGGAGGCAGCAUCAAGAGCGACCGCUCGAGCGCAUUCGAUUUCGUACGCCCGCUAAAGCCGAUAAACGAUGGACCCCCCACUGUUACGAAGCUGAGUUACGACACACCCAGCAUCGACGCCAUUGCAAAUUCGCCAGCUCUUCCCGGAAGCGAGACAUCGUCGACCGGUCGUGCAUCGCCUUCGCCAGCAGCGACAACACAAUCAAGUUCGUUCUUUAGUAAGAAGUCACGCACUGUCGGUCUCAGGGCAAUAUCAGAUGCUAUCACUGGUGGGGAAAGGGCCAAUGCAAGCGCAGUGGAUGUCGCUCAUUCAUCGAACAAAGAUUCGCCUAUGCAGUCACCAACAAGGACUGGAUCCAGCACACCGUCUGGUACGUCGGUGUCGAAGAGCUUUGAGCUUGACAAGGGCGACAGGCGGCAUACCAGUGGCUCCACUGUAACAAAAGAAGUGACCAAGAAAAAGGCUAGCAAGCAUGGCACUAGUGCUUAUCUCAAGGGGCGUCAACAGAUCACACCACAGGAAGCCAUGAAAAACUGCGAUUACAGCGGUUGGAUGAAGAAAAAGUCCUCUAGUUUGAUGACAACAUGGAAGACUCGUCUGUUUGUGCUGCGAGGUCGACGGUUAUCGUACUACUACAGCGAGAACGACACGGAAGAGAAGGGCCUCAUCGAUAUUUCGUCGCACAGAGUCCUGCCGGCAAAUAACGAGAGGAUGACCGGUCUACAUGCAUCAAUCACUCGUGCAGCGUCCUCACCAUCGUCGCCUCACAAUGCUACGAUCCAGACUGCGGCAUCAGUGGACAGCGCUAAUGCUGCGAACAGCGUUGAGGAGAGUAUGGACGGCAUGUUCAUCUUCAAGCUGGUCCCACCACGCGCCGGCUUGCAGAAGGGCGUACAGUUCACCAAGCCUAUUGUGCACUACUUCGCUGUUGAUAGUCUGGCAGUAGGGCGACUGUGGAUGGCAGCACUCAUGAAGGCCACAAUCGACCGCGAUGAAGGCCUCCCCUUUACUACCACAUAUCAGCAGAAGACCAUCUCGCUAGAGAAGGCACGCGCUAUGCGUCAGCGUCCGCCAAAUCUGAUGGACGAAGACGUUGAGACAGCAUCGAGUAAGAGAAGUGAGCUCGGCAAAGAGAGCUUGCAAGACAGUACCAUCCAUGAGGAAGAUGAGAAGCAAGGCCUCGCUAUCUCUGGGCUUGACGAUGCACAGGUGCUGCUCAACUACGCCGAGAACGGCUCACACCACACGGCCUCAGUCAAUGAGCCGGACCUUGAGCAGCAGCAGCAACAGCAGCAGGGGCAAGACAAGCCACUUCCACCAAUCGUGUCUUGAGCUCUUCCAUCACACACUUUUCUUAUUUUCACCCACAUACCCCGUUUCGCUUCGGCCUGCUUUACGUAUAUGCUCUUUAAUACGCUCAUUGAGCAUUCAUAGUUGAGCGCGCGAUGAUUCUGUUAGCAGUUGGAUACGAACAGAAACGAACACAUAAGCUUUGGAAAUACCUUUGCGGGUGGAACCGAAAAGUUUGAUAUAUUUCUUUACUACAUGAUGAUCAUGACGUUGGAUCUGAGACAAAGCCAAGUUUAUACCACAAGCUUUUCCUAUGUAAUGAGAGAAAUAGCAAGCGAGUUUGACAAUGUAAUUGUAC
Molecule: messenger RNA, 3624 nt
Organism: Macroventuria anomochaeta
Lineage: Eukaryota; Fungi; Ascomycota; Dothideomycetes; Pleosporales; Didymellaceae
Exons: 3
Coding region: 279-3308 (1009 amino acids)
Biological process (GO): actin cytoskeleton organization
Cellular component (GO): plasma membrane
Molecular function (GO): protein binding
Source: RefSeq, a predicted model, not a curated record